Molecule: messenger RNA, 342 nt
Organism: Strongylus vulgaris
Lineage: Eukaryota; Metazoa; Nematoda; Chromadorea; Rhabditida; Strongylidae
Source: the annotation of a GenBank genome assembly
AUGAGGGAGAAGACACGUGCUCAUUAUCGUUUGGUUGACGAUGUGCCAGAGGAAGUAAAAAGGCGACGACAUGAGGAGCUAGCAUCUGCGUUACGAGAAGAGUCGUUAGCAUUUCAUAAAUCACUAAUAGGGACGGAACAGCUGGUUCUUGUGGAAGGAAUCUCAAAACGAUCACCAAGUGCACUUCAAGGUCGAGCUGAUAGUGGCACAAAAGUUAUCUUUGAAAAUAUCGGUGCUUAUGAACCUGGGGAUUACGUUGUAGUGCGGGUAAGCAAUUGCUCAUCUCAGACCAUGCAAGGAGAAGCACUGAGAAAAACAACAUUACAAGAAUUCUAUAAUUAA